AUGUGGCCGCGUCUGGCCUUUUGUUACUGGGGUCUGGCGCUCGUCUCGGGCUGGGCGACCUUUCAGCAGAUGGCCCCGUCGCGCAAUUUCAGCUUCCGCCUCUUUCCCGAGGCCGCGCCGGGGGCUCUGGGGCGCCUGCCCGCGCCCACAGAGGAAGCGGCCGAGAGCAAAGUGGAACGGCUGGGCCAGGCGUUCCGGCGCCGCGUGCGGCGGCUGCGGGAGCUCAGCGAGCGCCUGGAGCUCGUCUUCCUGGUGGACGAGUCGUCCAGCGUGGGCCAAGCCAACUUUCUCAGCGAGCUCAAGUUCGUCCGCAAGCUGCUGUCCGACUUCCCCGUGGUGCCCACGGCCACUCGCGUGGCCAUCGUGACCUUCUCGUCCAAGAACAACGUGGUACCGCGCGUGGAUUACAUCUCCACGCGCCGUGCGCAUCAGCACAAGUGCGCACUGCUCAGCCGCGAGAUCCCGGCCAUCACCUACCGCGGCGGCGGCACCUACACCAAGGGCGCCUUCCAGCAAGCGGCGCAAAUCCUUCGUCAUUCUAGAGAAAACUCAACAAAAGUCAUAUUUCUCAUUACUGAUGGAUAUUCCAAUGGGGGAGAUCCCAGACCAAUUGCAGCAUCACUGCGGGAUUUUGGAGUGGAAAUCUUCACUUUUGGCAUAUGGCAAGGGAACAUCCGAGAACUGAAUGACAUGGCUUCUGCCCCAAAGGAGGAGCACUGCUACCUGCUCCACAGUUUUGAAGAAUUUGAGGCUUUAGCUCGUCGGGCACUCCAUGAAGAUCUGCCGUCCGGGAACUUUGUUCAAGAGGAUAUGUCUCACUGCUCAUAUCUUUGUGAAGCUGGUAAAGACUGCUGUGACCGAAUGGCAAGCUGCAAAUGUGGGACACACACAGGUCAAUUUGAAUGCAUCUGUGAGAAGGGCUAUUAUGGGAAAGGCCUACAAUAUGAAUGCACAGCUUGCCCACCAGGGACAUACAAACAGGAAGCUUCUCCAGGAGGCAUCAACACGUGCAUUCCGUGUCCUGAUGAGAACCACACCUCUCCGCCUGGAAGUACGUCCCCCGAGGACUGCGUCUGCAAGGAGGGGUACCGGUCAUCUGGCCAGACCUGCGAGGUUGUCCACUGCCCUGCCCUGAAGCCUCCUGAAAAUGGUUACUUUAUCCAAAACACUUGCAACAACCACUUCAAUGCAGCCUGUGGGGUCCGCUGUCACCCCGGAUUUGACCUCGUGGGAAGCAGCAUCCUCCUGUGUCUACCCAAUGGUUUGUGGUCCGGUUCAGAGAGCUCCUGCAGAGUGAGAACAUGUCCCCAUCUCCGCCAGCCCAAGCACGGGCGCAUAAGCUGCUCUACAAGGGAAAUGUCCUACAACACGACAUGUUCACUUACCUGUGAAGAAGGGUACAGAAUAGAAGGAAGCGCCAAGCUCACUUGUCAAGGACAUGGCCAGUGGGAUGGGCCAGAACCCCGAUGUGUGGAGCGCCACUGUUCCACCUUCCAGAAGCCCAAAGGUGUCAUUGUUUCUCCCUCCAGCUGUGGCAAGCAACCAGCAAAACCUGGAACAGUUUGUCAGCUGAGCUGUCGCCAAGGGUUCCUAUUAUCUGGAGCCAGAGAAAUGAGAUGUACCACUGCUGGAAAAUGGAAUGCCAAAGUUCAGACAGCUGUGUGUAAAGAUGUGGAGGUUCCACAAAUCAACUGUCCUAAGGACAUAGAGGUGAAGACCCAGGAGCAGCAAGACUCGGCCAAUGUUACCUGGCAGGUUCCCACAGCAAAGGAUAACUCUGGGGAAAAGGUUUCCAUCCGCGUUUAUCCAGCUUACACCCCACCUUAUCAUUUCCCAAUUGGAGAUGUUGCUAUCACUUACACAGCAAUUGACUCAGCCGGCAACCAAGCAAGCUGUACUUUUCAUAUCAAAGUUAUUGAUGUAGAGCCACCUGCCAUAGACCGGUGCCGAUCUCCACCUCCAAUGCAGCUCUCAGAGAAGGAGCAGGUUGUAAGAUGGGAUGAGCCUCAGUUCUCUGACAACUCUGGAGCUGAAUUGACCAUCACAAGAACUCACACACAAGGUGACCCUUUCCCUCCUGGAGAGACCAUAGUGCGUUAUACAGCCACUGACCCCUCGGGCAAUAACAGGACCUGUGACAUUCACGUUGUCAUUAAAGGCUCUCCCUGUGAGGUUCCAUUCACACCUAUAAAUGGAGAUUUCAUAUGUGCUCAGGAUGAGAAUGGAGUUAACUGCACUUUAAGAUGCUUGGAGGGCUAUGAUUUCACAGAAGGGUCCACUGAAAAGUAUUACUGUGCUUAUGAAGAUGGCAUCUGGAGACCACCAUAUUCCACUGAAUGGCCAGACUGUGCUAUAAAACGUUUUGCAAACCAUGGGUUUAAGUCCUUUGAGAUGCUGUACAGAGCUACUCGGUGUGAUGACACAGACCUGUUAAAGAAGUUUUCUGAUGCAUUUGAAACAACCCUGGGGAAAAUGGUCCCAUCAUUUUGUAAUGAUGCUGAUGACAUUGACUGCAGACUGGAGGAUCUUACCAAAAAAUACUGCUUGGAAUAUAAUUAUGACUAUGAAAAUGGCUUUGCAAUUGGACCUGGUGGUUGGGGUGCAGCCAACAGACUGAGUUACUCUUAUAAUGACUUCUUGGACACUGUACAAGAAACACCCACAAGUAAUGACAAAGCAAGAUCAUCACGAAUUAAAAGAAAUGCCCCAUCAUCUGAUCACAAAAUUAAGUUUAUUUUCAACAUCACAGCUAGUGUGCCAUUACCGGAUGAAAGAAAUGAUACCCUUGAAUUGGAAAAUCAGCAACGACUCAUUAAAACACUGGAGACCAUCACCAACCGGCUGAAAAGGACCCUCAAUAAAGAACCUAUGUACUCCUUCCAGCUUGCUUCUGAAAUGCUUGUGGCAGAAAGCAAUUCUUUAGAAACAGAAAAGGCUUUCUUGUUCUGUAGACCAGGCUCGGUGCUUCGAGGACGUAUGUGUGUCAAUUGCCCUUUGGGGACCUAUUAUUCCCUGAAGCAUACUGUCUGUGAAAGCUGCCAGAAGGGAUCCUACCAAGAUGAAGAAGGACAGCUUGAGUGCAAGCUUUGUCCCACUGGGACACAUACUGAGUAUCUCCAUUCCAGAAGCAUCUUGGAGUGUAAAGCUCAGUGUAAACAAGGCACCUAUUCGUCGAAUGGGCUGGAGACUUGUGAAUCAUGUCCGCUGGGCACUUAUCAACCAGAAAUUGGUUCCCGGAGCUGCCUCUUAUGUCCAGAAAGCACAUCGACUGUGAAGAGAGGAGCUGUGGACAUUUCUUCUUGUGGAGUGCCUUGUCCAGUAGGAGAAUUUUCCCGGACUGGAUUAAUGCCCUGUUAUCCAUGUCCUCAUGAUUAUUACCAACCAGAUCCUGGGAAAUCAUUCUGUCUGUCAUGUCCCUUUUAUGGAACUACAACUAUUACUGGUGCUAAAUCCAUCACAGAUUGUUCAAGUUUUAGUUCAACUUUUUCAGCGGCAGAAGAAAGUAUUGUGCCCCUUGCUGCUCCUGGACGCGUUGAAAAGAAGUAUGAAGUUAGCAGUCAGGUUUUCCAUGAAUGCUUCUUGAACCCCUGCCACAACAGCGGAACCUGCCAACAACUUGGGCAAGGUUAUGUUUGCCUCUGUCCACCUGGAUACACAGGCUUAAAGUGUGAAACAGACAUUGAUGAGUGCAGCUCACUUCCCUGCCUCAACCAUGGGAUUUGUAAAGAUGGAGUUGGGGGAUUCGUUUGUGAGUGUCCAUCAGGUUACAAAGGUGACCAAUGUGAGGAUGACAUAAAUGAGUGCAGCUCCAGUCCUUGUUUGAAUAAAGGAACCUGUGUCGAUGGCGUGGCUAGCUAUCAUUGCACAUGUGUCCAAGGAUACACAGGCCAACACUGUGAAUUGGAAGUCAACGAGUGCCAGUCAAACCCAUGCUUGAAUAAUGCGGUCUGUGAAGAUCAGAUUGGAGCAUUCUUAUGCAAGUGUCCACCAGGAUUUUUGGGUAGCAGGUGUGAAAAAAACAUUGAUGAGUGUCUCAGUCAGCCUUGCAAAAAUGGAGCUACUUGUAAUGAUGGUGCCAACAGCUUCAGAUGUCAGUGUGCAGCUGGCUUCACAGGGCCACACUGUGAACUGAACAUCAAUGAAUGCCAAUCUAACCCAUGCAGAAAUCAAGCCACCUGUGUGGAUGAAUUAAAUUCAUACAGUUGUAAAUGCCGGCCAGGAUUUUCAGGCAGCAGGUGUGAAACAGAACAGUCUACGGGUUUUAACAUGGACUUUGACGUUUCCGGCAUCUAUGAUUAUGUCAUGCUAGAUGGUGUGCUUCCGUCUCUCCACGCCGUCACCUGUGCAUUCUGGAUGAACUCCUCUGACGCCAUCAAGUAUGGAACACCAAUCUCUUAUGCACUUGAGAAUGGAAGUGAUAAUACCUUUCUCCUGACCGAUUAUAAUGGCUGGGUUCUUUACGUGAACGGCAUGGAAAAGAUAACAAACUGUCCCUCCGUGAAUGAUGGCGUUUGGCAUCACAUUGCAAUUACUUGGACAAGUGUCGAGGGAGCCUGGAAAGUCUACAUUGACGGGAAGUUAUCCGACGGUGGCACUGGCCUCUCUAUUGGCCGGGCCAUUCCUGGUGGUGGUGCAUUAGUUCUUGGGCAGGAGCAAGACAAAAAAGGAGAGGGAUUCAGCCCCGCUGAGUCUUUUGUGGGCUCCAUAAGCCAGCUCAACCUCUGGGACUAUGUCCUGUCUCCACAGCAGGUGAAAUCUCUGGCUACCUCCUGCCCAGAUGACCUCAGCAGAGGCAACGUGUUAGCCUGGCCUGACUUCUUGUCGGGAAUUGUGGGCAAAGUGAAGAUCGAUCCUAAGAGUAUAUUCUGUUCCGAUUGCCCGCCUUUAGAAGGAACCGUGCCUCAUCUGCGAACUGCAGCAGGAGAUUUAAAACCAGGCUCCAAGAUCAGUCUGUUCUGUGAUCCAGGCUUCCAGUUGGUUGGGAAUCCCGUGCAGUACUGUCUGAAUCAAGGACAGUGGACACAACCACUCCCCCGCUGUGAACGCAUCAGCUGCGGGGUGCCACCCCCCUUGGAGAAUGGCUUUUACUCAGCCGAGGACUUCUAUGCUGGCAGCACGGUAACCUACCAGUGCAAUAACGGCUACUAUUUGUUGGGUGAUUCGAGAAUGUUCUGUACUGACAAUGGGAGCUGGAAUGGCAUUUCACCGUCAUGUCUUGAUGUGGACGAGUGUGCAGUUGGGUCAGACUGCAGUGAACACGCUUCCUGCCUGAACACAAACGGAUCCUACCUGUGUUCAUGCAUUCCACCCUACUCAGGAGACGGUAAAAGCUGUGCAGAACCUAUACAAUGCAAAGAGCCAGAACAUCCAGAAAACGGCCGUUCUUCUGGUGAGAUUUACACAGUGGGGGCCGAGGUCACGUUUUCAUGUGAGGAAGGCCAUGAGCUGGUGGGAGUAACGAAAAUCACAUGUCUGGAGUCUGGAGAAUGGAACCAUCCAUUGCCAUCUUGUGAAGCUAUUUCCUGUGGUGCGCCAACCAUCCCAGAAAAUGGUGACAUUGAUGGGUCAGCAUUUACCUAUGGCAGUAAAGUGAUCUACAGGUGCAAUAAAGGAUAUACUUUGUCUGGUGCUCAAGAGUCAUCCUGUCUUGCCAGUGGUUCUUGGAGUCAUUCUGCUCCUUUGUGUGAACUGGUGAAAUGUUCUAGCCCUGAAGACAUAGACAAUGGAAACUACAUUUUGAGUGGGCUUACCUAUCUUUCGACUGCAUUGUAUUCAUGUAAGAGUGGAUACAGCUUGCAGGGUCCAGCGCUCAUUGAAUGCACAGCAUCUGGCAGCUGGGACAAAGCACUACCUGUCUGUGACCUCGUCUCCUGUGGAGAGCCACCUGCCAUUAAAGAUGCUGUCAUCACUGGGAAUAACUUCACUUUUGGGAAUACUGUCACCUACACUUGUAAGGAAGGCUAUACCCUUGCUGGUCCUGACACCAUUGAAUGCCUGGCUAGUGGCCAGUGGAGUGCAAGUAAUCAACAGUGUCUGGCUGUCUCCUGUGAUGAGCCCCCCAACGUGGACCAUGCCUCUCCAGAGACUGCUCAUCGGCUAUUUGGUGACAUUGCAAUCUACUACUGUGCUGAUGGCUACAGCCUAGCAGACAAUUCCCAGCUCCUCUGCAAUGCACAGGGCAAGUGGGUUCCCCCAGAGGGCCAGACUAUGCCCCAUUGUAUAGCUCAUUUCUGUGAAAAACCUCCAUCUGUUUCCUACAGUAUCUUAGAAUCUGUGAGCAAAGCAAAAUUUGCAGCUGGCUCUGUUGUGAGCUUCAAAUGCAUGGAAGGUUUUGUGCUGAAUACUUCUGCAAAGAUUGAAUGCAUGAGAGGUGGACAAUGGAAUCCUUCCCCCAUGUCCAUCCAGUGCAUCCCUGUGCGGUGUGGAGAACCACCAAGCAUCAUGAAUGGCUAUGCAAGUGGAUCAAACUACAGCUUUGGAGCUAUGGUGGCCUAUAGCUGCAAUAAGGGAUUCUACAUCAAAGGGGAGAAGAAGAGCACCUGUGAAGCAACAGGACAAUGGAGUAAUCCCAUCCCCACAUGCCACCCAGUAUCCUGUAGUGAGCCACCAAAGGUUGAGAAUGGCAUUCUGGAGCAUGCAACUGGCAGGAUCUUCGAGAGUGAAGCGAGGUACCGAUGUAAUCCAGGCUAUAAGCCACUUGGAAGUCCUGUAUUUGUCUGUCAAGCUAAUCGCCACUGGCACAGUGAAUCCCCUCUGUUGUGCAUUCCUCUCAACUGUGGAAAACCUCCCCCAAUCCAGAAUGGCUUCAUGAAGGGAGAAAGUUUUGAAGUAGGAUCCAAGGUUCAGUUCUUCUGUAAUGAGGGUUAUGAGCUUGUUGGUGAUAGUUCCUGGACAUGCCAGAAAUCUGGCAAAUGGACUAAGAAGCCAAACCCGACGUGUGUGCCUACCAAGUGCCCGGAGCCACCCCUCUUGGAAAACCAGCUGGUAUUGAGAGAGGUGACCUCUGAGGUAGGCGUAGUGACAUUUUCCUGUAAAGAAGGCCAUGUUCUGCAGGGUCCCUCGGCUUUGAAAUGCUUGUCUUCCCAGCGCUGGAAUGAUUCUUUUCCGGUUUGCAAGAUGGUUCUUUGCCUCCCACCUCCCUUAAUUUCCUUUGGUGUUCCUGCCCCUUCUUCUGCUCUUCAUUAUGGAAGCACCAUCAAGUACUCUUGCGUGGAUGGGUUUUUCCUCAGAGGAGAUCCUACCACCCUCUGCCAGGCUGAUGGCACUUGGAGCUCCCCACUGCCGGAGUGUAUUCCCGUCGAGUGUCCCCAGCCAGAGGAAAUUCUAAAUGGAAUCAUUGAUGUGCAAGGUCUUGCCUAUCUCAGUACAGCUCUCUAUACCUGUAAACCAGGCUAUGAGUUGGUGGGAAAUACAACCACUCUUUGUGGGGAAAAUGGCCACUGGCUUGGAGGAAAACCAACAUGUAAACCCAUUGAGUGUCCAAAGCCCACAGAGAUCCUGAAUGGCAAAAUCUCUUACACAAAUCUACAUUAUGGAGAGACCAUUAUAUACUCUUGUGACCAAGGCUUCCAUCUUGAAGGUCCCAAAGCCUUGACAUGUUUAGAAACAGGCCAUUGGGAUGUGGAUGCCCCCUCUUGCCAUGCCAUCCACUGUAACCCCCCACAACCCAUUGAAAAUGGCUUUGUAGAAGGUGCAGAUUACAGAUUUGGUGCCGUGAUCAUCUACAGCUGCUUCCCUGGAUUUCAGAUUGUCGGUCAUGCCAUGCAGUCCUGUUUAGCAUCAGGAUGGUCAAGCUCCAUCCCCACAUGUGUGCCCAUAGACUGCGGUCUCCCUCCGCACAUAGACUUUGGAGACUGUACGAAAGUCAAGGAUGGCCAAGGGUAUUUUGACCAGGAAGAUGACAUGAUGGAAGUUCCAUAUCUAACUCCUUAUCCUUCUCAUCAGUUGGAAGGUGUAGAUAAAACCAAGGAAACCACGAAGGAGUCUCCUGCUACACAUUCUCCAAACUUUCUCUAUGGCACCACAGUUGUGUACACCUGUAACCCUGGAUAUGAACUUUUGGGGAACCCAGUGCUCACCUGUCAGGAAGAUGGAACUUGGAAUGGCAGUGCACCUUCCUGCAUUUCCAUUGCAUGUGACUUGCCUGUUGCUCCAGAAAAUGGUUUUAUGCAUUUUAAAGAGACUACCAUGGGUAGUGCUGCGCAGUACCACUGCAAGCCUGGAUACAUUCUAAUGGGCUCGGACACGAGACUUUGUCUGCAAAACAGGACAUGGAGUGGUACUUCCCCACACUGUAAGGUCAUUUCAUGCCAAAAACCCAGUCCAAUCAUGAACGGGUCCAUCAAAGGAAGCAACUACACAUACCUAAGCGUAUUAUACUAUGAAUGCAACCCUGGAUAUAUAUUGAAUGGCACAGAGAGGAGAACAUGCCAAGAAAAUGAAAAUUGGGAUGUCAGUGAGCCAGUCUGCAUUCCUGUGGACUGUGGCUCACCCCCUGUCUCAGCCAAUGGCCAAGUAAAAGGAAAGGAAUAUACAUUCCAAAAAGAGAUUGAAUACAUUUGCAAUGAUGGGUUUUUGCUUCAUGGAACCAGGAAUCGUGUUUGUCUUGCCAAUGGAACUUGGAGUGGAGCCACUCCUGCCUGUCUACCUGUCAGAUGUUCAACCCCACCACAGGUGGCACAUGGAAUGAUGGAAGGCCUGGACUAUGGCUUUGGGAAAGAAGUGGUGUUCCGCUGUCAGGAUGGAUACAUAUUGCAUGGAGCAUCUAAGCUCAUCUGUCAGUCAGAUGGUCACUGGGAUGCAGAGGUUCCUCUCUGCAAACCAGUCAGCUGUGUGCCUCCUGAAGAUCUUGCUGAUGGCUUCCCCAAUGGAUUUUCUUUUCAUCACGGUAGCUAUAUUCAGUAUCAGUGCUUUUCUGGUUAUAAGCUCCAUGGAAAUUCUUCAAGAAGGUGUCUCUCUGAUGGCUCCUGGGAUGGCAGCCCACCUUCCUGUCUACCUUGCAGGUGUUCCCCACCAGUCAUUCAAUAUGGAACUAUCAAUGGGACAGAUUUUGGUUGUGGAAAAACAAUCAAGAUUCAGUGUUUCAAAGGUUUCAAGCUUCUGGGACUUUCUGAAAUCAUUUGUGAAGCCAAUGACCAGUGGAGCUCUGGCUUCCCACACUGUGAACAUUCUUGUGGUUCUCCUCCAACCAUCCCAAAUGCUUCCAUCAGUGAGAGCAGCUCUUUGGAGGAAAAUGUGGUAACUUACACAUGCAGUCCUGGGUAUAUCAUCCAAGGCAGUCCAGACCUAAAAUGUACAGAGAAAGGGACAUGGAGUCAGCCUUAUCCAGUCUGUUCACCUCUGUCCUGCGGACACCCACCAUUUGUCCCCAAUGCAGAGGCAACUGGAGAGGAAUAUACCUAUGGAAGUAAAGUGAAACUCAGAUGUCUAGAAGGUUAUACAAUGGAUACAGGUAUUGAUACACUCACCUGUCAAAAAAAUGGCCAUUGGUUCCCUGAGAGACUCUCCUGCAUUCCUAAAACAUGUCCUCUGCCAUCCAACAUGACACGGAUCGUAAUUCAUGGCGACGAUUUCAGUGUCAAUCACCAAGUCUAUGUGUCAUGUGCAGAAGGCUACACCUAUGAGGGAGUUAACAUGUCUACGUGUCAGCUUGAUGGUUCCUGGGAACCACCAUUUUCUGAUGAAUCCUGCAGUCCAGUUUCUUGUGGGAAACCUGAGAGCCCAGAACAUGGAUUUGUGGUUGGCAGUAACUACAGCAUUGAAAGCACCAUUGUUUAUCAGUGUGACCCUGGCUAUGAAUUAGAGGGGGACAGAGAACGAGUCUGCCAGGAGAACAGACAGUGGAGUGGAGGGGUAGCCACUUGCACAAGGAGCCAGUGUGAAGUUCCACUUGAAUUUCCAAAUGGGAAAGCUGAUGUGGACAACUCCACAGCUGGACCAAGCGUGGUGUAUUCCUGCAACAGAGGCUAUAGCCUGGAUGGGUCCCCAGAGGCCCACUGCACUGCAAAUGGAACUUGGAGCCACCCGGUUCCUCUCUGCAAACCAAACCCAUGCCCUGUCCCUUUUGUGAUUCCCGAGAAUGCUGUGCUUUCUGAAAAGGAGUUCUAUGUUGAUCAGAAUGUGUCAAUCAAGUGUAGGCAAGGGUUCCUGCUCAAGGGCCAAGGCGUCAUGACCUGCAACCCUGAUGAGACUUGGACACAGACAAAUGCCAAAUGCGAAAAAAUCUCAUGCGGUCCUCCAGUGCAUGUAGAAAAUGCGAUUGCACGAGGCGUUGACUAUCAAUAUGGCGACAUGAUCACCUACUCGUGUUACAGUGGAUACAUGCUGGAAGGCUCCCUGAGGAGUGUUUGCCUGGAAAAUGGAACAUGGACGUCACCUCCUAUUUGCAGGGCUGUCUGUCGGUUCCCGUGUCAGAAUGGAGGAGUCUGCCAACGCCCGAAUGCUUGUUCCUGUCCAGAUGGUUGGAUGGGACGGCUCUGUGAAGAACCAAUAUGCAUUCUUCCCUGUUUGAAUGGUGGUCGUUGUGUGGCCCCUUACCAGUGUGACUGCCCACCUGGCUGGACUGGGACCCGCUGUCAUAUAGCUGUUUGUCAGUUUCCCUGCUUAAAUGGUGGAAAAUGUGUAAGACCAAAUCGAUGCCACUGUCUGUCAUCUUGGACAGGACAUGACUGUUCCAGGAAAAGGAGGACUGGGUUUUAACCACUGUCCAACUAAUUGGCUCCCCUAAAAGCAGGAUCAUCUCUUCCUGAUAGCGCCUGGGCAUCCUGGAACUUCUACAAAGUCCAACAUGGUGCUGGCUCUUGUUUUGUUUAGUAAACACAUUAUUGGGGAUUUACUUUUUUAUUUUGUGAUAUAUCUUGUUAUUCUUUGUGACAUACUUUCUUACAUGUUUCCAUUUUUAAAUAUGCCUGUAUUUUCUAUAUAAAAAUUAUAUUAAAUGGAUGCUGCUCUACCC
Molecule: messenger RNA, 10954 nt
Organism: Ochotona curzoniae (black-lipped pika)
Lineage: Eukaryota; Metazoa; Chordata; Mammalia; Lagomorpha; Ochotonidae
Gene: SVEP1
Product: sushi, von Willebrand factor type A, EGF and pentraxin domain containing 1
Exons: 48
Coding region: 1-10698 (3565 amino acids)
Molecular function (GO): calcium ion binding
Source: RefSeq, a predicted model, not a curated record